This is a messenger RNA of Choloepus didactylus (southern two-toed sloth), 4965 nucleotides long. It is a transcript of the gene MMP16, whose product is annotated as matrix metallopeptidase 16. Gene Ontology annotation, cellular component: extracellular matrix. The record is from RefSeq and is a predicted model, not a curated record. Gene Ontology annotation, molecular function: metalloendopeptidase activity; zinc ion binding. The coding region runs from base 345 to 2168 and encodes 607 amino acids. Gene Ontology annotation, biological process: skeletal system development; collagen catabolic process; extracellular matrix organization. Lineage: Eukaryota; Metazoa; Chordata; Mammalia; Pilosa; Megalonychidae. The transcript has 10 exons.
GCGGGCUGGUGGCGGCGGCGGCGGCGGUGGCUGCUGCUGCGGCUGCGACUCGGCGCUUUGAGCCCGAACCGCGGGUGAACUUGGGCGCCACGUCCGCGGCGACUGGCUCCCAAGGAUGGUGAACGCGAGCUGCUGCUGGUGAUCCUGCCUCCACCGCUGCUUCUCGGGGACUGCCGAGCUUGGGGGCCCCCAGCCUCCUCCCCUUGCCCAGCUGUGGGUGAACCUGCAGGCUCCAUACCCACCCAGAGGACUUUUUUUGAAAGGAAGCGAGGGAGGGAGGGAGAGGGAGAGAGAGAGAGAGAAAGCGAAGGGGAGCUCGUCCAUCCAUUGAAGCACAAUUCACUAUGAUCUUACUCACAUUCAGCACUGGAAGACGGUUGGAUUUCGUGCAUCAUUCAGGGGUGUUUUUCUUGCAAACCUUGCUUUGGAUUUUAUGUGCUACAAUCUGCGGAACGGAGCAGUAUUUCAAUGUGGAGGUUUGGUUACAAAAGUACGGCUACCUUCCACCCACGGACCCCAGGAUGUCUGUGCUGCGCUCUGCAGAGGCCAUGCAGUCUGCCCUAGCUGCCAUGCAGCAGUUCUACGGCAUUAACAUGACAGGAAAAGUGGACAGAAACACAAUUGACUGGAUGAAGAAGCCUCGAUGUGGUGUACCUGACCAGACAAGAGGUAGCUCCAAAUUUAAUAUUCGUCGAAAGAGAUAUGCACUAACAGGACAGAAGUGGCAGCACAAACACAUCACUUACAGUAUAAAGAAUGUGACUCCAAAAGUAGGAGACCUUGAAACCCGUAAAGCUAUUCGCCGUGCCUUUGAUGUGUGGCAGAAUGUAACUCCUUUAACAUUUGAAGAAGUUCCCUACGGUGAAUUAGAAAGUGGCAAACGAGAUGUGGAUAUAACCAUCAUUUUUGCAUCUGGUUUUCAUGGAGACAGUUCUCCCUUUGAUGGAGAGGGAGGGUUUUUGGCACAUGCCUAUUUCCCUGGACCAGGAAUUGGGGGAGAUACUCAUUUUGACUCAGAUGAGCCAUGGACAUUAGGAAAUCCUAAUCAUGAUGGAAAUGACUUAUUUCUUGUAGCAGUUCACGAACUGGGGCAUGCUCUGGGAUUGGAGCAUUCCAAUGACCCCACAGCCAUAAUGGCCCCAUUUUACCAGUACAUGGAAACUGACAACUUCAAACUGCCUAAUGAUGAUUUGCAGGGCAUCCAGAAGAUAUAUGGUCCACCUGAUAAGAUUCCUCCACCGACAAGACCUCUACCGACGGCGCCCCCACACCGCUCUGUGCCCCCCGCCGACCCGAGGAGGAACGACAGGCCGAAACCCCCCCGGCCCCCCACAGGCAGACCGUCCUAUCCUGGAGCCAAACCCAACAUCUGUGAUGGCAACUUUAACACUCUAGCUAUUCUGCGCCGGGAGAUGUUUGUUUUCAAGGACCAGUGGUUUUGGCGAGUGAGAAACAACAGAGUGAUGGAUGGAUACCCCAUGCAGAUUACUUACUUCUGGCGGGGCUUGCCUCCUAGUAUUGAUGCAGUUUAUGAAAACAGUGAUGGGAAUUUUGUCUUCUUUAAAGGUAACAAAUAUUGGGUAUUCAAGGACACUACGCUUCAACCUGGUUACCCUCAUGACUUAAUUACUCUUGGAAGUGGAAUUCCCCCUCAUGGUAUUGAUUCAGCCAUUUGGUGGGAGGACGUUGGGAAAACGUAUUUCUUCAAGGGAGACAGGUAUUGGAGGUAUAGUGAAGAAAUGAAAGCUAUGGAUCCUGGCUAUCCCAAACCAAUCACAGUCUGGAAAGGUAUCCCUGAAUCUCCUCAGGGAGCUUUUGUGCACAAAGAAAAUGGCUUUACAUAUUUCUACAAAGGAAAGGAGUAUUGGAAAUUCAACAACCAGAUACUCAAGGUAGAACCUGGAUAUCCCAGAUCCAUCCUCAAGGAUUUUAUGGGCUGUGAUGGACCAACAGACAGAGAUAAAGAAGGACACAGCCCACCAGAUGAUGUAGACAUUGUCAUCAAACUGGACAACACAGCCAGCACUGUGAAAGCCAUAGCUAUUGUCAUUCCCUGCAUCUUGGCCUUAUGCCUUCUUGUAUUGGUUUACACUGUGUUCCAGUUCAAGAGGAAAGGAACGCCCCGCCACAUACUGUACUGCAAACGCUCUAUGCAAGAGUGGGUGUGAUGUAGGGUGUUUUCUUCCUCUCUUUUCCAGGAGUUUGUGGUAACUUGAGAUUCAAGACAAGAGCUGUUAUGCUGUUUCCUAGCUAGGAGCAGGCUUGUGGCAGCCUGAUUCAGGGCUGACCUUUCAAACCCAGAGGGUUGCCGGUCCUGCGCAUGAGUGCAAAUACACUCGUGGGGAAGCUUCCAUGAUGCACAGUAUCUGCCGUUCUUCAGUCCUUUGUCUUUCUUUGUCAUUCCGUUCUAGGCCUUUCCUCUGCACGCUCAAUGCCCAGUAAAUUUUCAGGAUUACCUAAAGAAGAGGAAAAAAAAAGAAGAAGAAAAGAUUCUUCUUAAAGGUUUCUAAUAAUUUUUUUUUUCCUUCUGAAGACUGGGGGGAAUAAAGGCAAAACAGAAAACCCACAAUUUUUUGCUUUAAAGCAAAGAAAAAAGAUUUUUUUUUUAAACCCACAAUUGAACUUUCAGGAAAGUGUGAAGACCCAAAACAGCUUUGUCUCCAAAGAAGAUAGCUCUCUGACUGCUAUGGAUAGUCUCCUACACAUCCUUUUGGUCAGGUGGGAGAUUUGGAAUACACACAGGACUUUAGACUGUUGGGACAGCCAUUUUCCAACAAACAAGGGGCCAAAAUAUCUGCAAUAUAGUAACAGCCUUAAUAAUACAUCCACUUUUCAUUUUAUACAGCUGUUCUCAGCUAUGUCCUCAACGUUUCAUCACAUUUAUAUUCAUAGCUAUAUUCAAACAGGACCUUUUAAUUGUUUUGAAGUGUUUCUAAACUCCUUCCUGCUACCUUCUCCCUACAGCAUUGGGAUAUCUCCCCAGGUUGUAUUAGGCCAUUGCCCCAGGCCUUUCAUGGGUCUGUCAGGAAUAUUCACUACGAAGAGGAGCAAGAAGCAGUGUGUCUCUAAAGUGGAUUAAAGUGACAGUUAUUUUACAAGGAUAUGUGACCCUAGUAAUACAUUGGAAUAACCCUUUGAGAACUAUUAGAUCAGCUUUCAGAGUCUUAGGGUGUCAGUCUUGAUAUCUGGUAAAUCCUAGAAUUGGGCAAUGGGUAAAAGCCAGUCACAGGUUCGAGAAGCUUAGUUUUUAAAACAGAUAUCCUAUAAUCCCAUGUAAUUUUUAAGUGAUUUACCAUAAUCCAUACAUGCAUUUAUAACAAAAAAGAAUGAUGUUACUUGCCAAAAUUUUUCUGGCAAAUAAAAAGGUAUUUUAUUAAAUAUCUUGUAAGAGUGAAAUUUUAUUCGAACAACUGGUUAUAAUAGCCUGUCUUUUUUUUUCUUAGACAUAUUGAAUUUCUGUUUUAAAAUCCAUUGCAUGAAAAUUCAAUUUGCCAUGGUACAUGCAGUCAGCAUUGCCAUUUUAAAAAUGAACUUAAAAGAUGACUCUGAGGUUGCAUGAACAUUCUCCCGUGCAUUACCUAUUGCAUGUCAACCAUAGUUCUCAAAGGGUUAGUGUGGCUUCCGACAUUUAGCCAAUCCAUUUGAUCAUUGACAGAGCCAAGAGACCACCAAAGCAUUUAAUUGUUGAGUGUUAAUUUGUCCAAACAGCAGUAUUGUCAUUUUCAUGUGACCUGCAGAGCAGGUCUGUAUCAAUAUUUUUUUCCUAGAGAAAAGUCAGCAACUGACAGACCUCUUUAUUGAUUUUUAAGAGCUGCUUCUUGCAGUGAAAGGCUUUACAGCCACUGGGCUGUGAACUUACUAGAGAUGGUCAGAACGAGUGCACCCCGUGGCUUUGUGUGAAAGCCAGCUAUUGAGGGGAUUAGCUUUUGAAACAAUGAACAGCUUGCCUUGAACUUGACUAUUGAUCUGUUGACUGUCAUUAACAACUUAAACAUUGUCUUCUGUGAAAAAUUUCCUUGGAGAGUCCUGUUCUAUGUCUUUGCCCUUUGACCUUUAACUUGCAAACUGGCACAAACUGAAGGGAAUCUGGGGUUGCUUCUCCAUUUAGGAUUGUUCAUUUGUUCCCGAAAAGCCUAGUGAGCACGAGCUGUUUCCUUAGUGGGGGGAGAGAGAGUGUUGAUGGUGGAUCUGCAGAUGGACACUUUGCUCUUUUUCAUGCACACUCUAAAAAUGUCCAGUAGGUAGAAGUGACUUUUAAUUUUCCUUUAAUAUAAUUUCAAUUCCAAAUUCAUCAUUUUAGUACAAAUUACAAAAACUAUAGGGGAAAAAAAAACCUCAAAUACUUGAAUGGCCAGUGUGGCUUUUAUAUAAAGCAGGAAUUUUAUACUAGUGAAAAUUUCUUACUCAUUUGCUAAUAAUACACAUUUUCAGAUGAUUUUUAAUGAGUGUAGGUAUACAUUCUUAUUUGGAAAUGGAUAGUUUGGCUGCCUUGGAUUUAUAUUUAUACUCAACAUAGCAUGAAAAUUAGAAUGCCUUUCAGUUAAACUACAUGCUUAUGAUUUGGUUGGGGAAAAUAUUUUGUAAUUUUGGGUGGCAUGCUGCAAGACCUUGCAGAUUGUUAUUUCUUGCAACCUGAACAUAUAUGUUGUAAGGCUAAGGAAAAAGAAUAGCUAGAAAAGAGGUAUGGCUUUACAGCAAAACAUUAUGCAAUGCAGACUGUAUUUUGACAGUAUGUCAGAGAUCAUGUAUGUGAAGGCCAAGAAAGCAAGGGAGAGGAACAGAAUCAACCCUGUAGCUUUGCUUCAGUGCUUCCAUUCCUGAUGAUGCUGAUAUUAUAGAGUCAUUUACUGCUACCGAGCAUGGAGGACUGUAUACAUAAAUUCAUUUAUACAGUAUUUGAUUGUGGGAGGAUCUGUCUUUUUAGGACCUCGAUGUUAAAAAAAAAAAAAAAAAAAAGACUGGAAA